GACACGCAGCAGAGCUCCUGACGUUUUUGGCCCUUCACUUCAAUUCCUCCUUUUACAUUAACAUUCGCUCCUACCACAGUCCACGACGCCUUGCAUGGGAAUUCCUCCACUGAUGUCUGCCGGGACUGGACGUUAUCCAUUAUGAAUAAGGUAAACACCGAGGUCCGCAGAAGAGAGGGGGAUAAGAACCUGAAGAAUCUGCACAACCCUGGGGCCUCUUCGCAUACACUGACGGAGACGAACCACCGGCAAGGCCGCACUGAGCCAGGCAUGUGCAACUCUCCAAAGAUGCCAGCUGUCACGGUGAAGGACGUCAACCAGCAGGACUUCGUGAAGGCAUUGUCGGCUUUCCUUAAAAAGUCUGGUAAACUGAAGGUCCCUGAAUGGGUGGACACAGUGAAACUGGCAAGUCAUAAAGAGCUGGCUCCCUGUGAUGACAACUGGUUCUACACCAGAGUCGCCUCCACGGCGCGACACCUGUAUCUGAGGGGUGGGGUGGGGGUGGGCGCUAUGAUCAAGGUCUACGGUGGACGGCAGAGGAACGGCGUAUGCCCCGCCCACUUCAGCGUGGGCUCCAGGAAUGUGGCCCGGAAGGUCCUGCAGGCGUUGGAGGCCCUCAAGAUGGCGGAGAAGGACCCCAAUGGCGGCCGGAGACUAACACCUCAAGGCCAGCGAGAUCUCGAUAGGAUUGCUGGUCAGGUUGCUUCAGCGAAUAAGAAACAGUGAUGUUCCUGAAGGCAACAAGAAGAGCAUGCUAACAUCAUAGCCAAGUUAAUUGCUUGAAUGCAUUCCUGCCUUGACUUUUAGACGCCUCCAGAAAACACUCACAGGUUGAGGUUCCAUGUUGGGAUUAAAUAUUACUUGCAUGAAGGCCGGAAAUCUUCUGCCGGUGAGUGGUUUUAAUAUAAAGAAAUUGGUGGGGAAAGAUCUGCCCUUGACUUCGAAAAGAAAUUCUGAACACUGAGGACAUAAGGUCAAUGUUAUCCUGUAUGCUCGGCGUGUUGAAAGGACAAUGAAUAACGCACGUUGUACAUUCCAAUAAAAAAAAAAUAAACACAGAAAAACCGGAGCUUAAAUGCCACUCACUUUAAUCAUGCAUUCCCGAACCCUGCUUUUUA
Messenger RNA from Gadus chalcogrammus (walleye pollock), 1118 nucleotides. Its product is annotated as 40S ribosomal protein S19-like. Gene Ontology annotation, cellular component: cytosolic small ribosomal subunit; ribosome. The record is from RefSeq and is a predicted model, not a curated record. The transcript has 6 exons. NCBI's taxonomy places the organism in Eukaryota, Metazoa, Chordata, Actinopteri, Gadiformes, Gadidae. Gene Ontology annotation, biological process: ribosomal small subunit assembly; translation. Bases 142 to 726 code for a protein of 194 amino acids. Gene Ontology annotation, molecular function: structural constituent of ribosome; RNA binding.